Clonostachys solani is the source of this 654-nucleotide messenger RNA. NCBI's taxonomy places the organism in Eukaryota, Fungi, Ascomycota, Sordariomycetes, Hypocreales, Bionectriaceae. The record is from the annotation of a GenBank genome assembly.
AUGGGCAUCAAAUUAAGGAAAUUAGACAGAAGUGACGUUCGUUUCCAAGAACACGAGCAAGAGUUCAACAGACGAUGGCAGCAUCCCGGCAAAUACGCCCGAGUGCAGGAGGUUUUCCUCGCCAGAGAUAUCUCAGUGUCCAUGUCGGUCCGAGGCAUACGAUUCAAUAGAUACAGAAACGGUACGCCGUGGAUGCUGCUCUACCACGGGACGCAGCGUGCUUGCUACGCCGGCGAGUCGGGCGAUUCGAUCCACAACUGCUCCAACGCCGAGUGCAAGUUCUGCUCCAUCCUGAAGGAGUCGUUCAAGAUCUCAGAAGCCGGCUCAAGGAACAGACAUGGCAUGUUCGGCAAGGGAAUAUACACGACACCGAUUGCUUCAAAAGCAGACAACUAUGCCAAGAACCAUCACAUCCGAUCGCAGUUCCACGCCAUUAUCCUGUGCCGGGUGGUUUGCGACAAGCCGCAGCUGAUGCACCAAGCCGACCACUCGAUGAUGGCACCCAGCUCCGAUCAGUUCAACUGUGUCACGGCCGUAACUAAAGCCAAUGGUGGGUCGGUGGAAUACCCCGAGAUCGUCGUGUAUCGCGACGAUGCCAUCGUUCCCGUAGGUGUGAUACUGUACACGCGUGAGGGAUGGGCCCCCAGGAGAUGA